This is a messenger RNA of Arachis ipaensis, 1345 nucleotides long. NCBI's taxonomy places the organism in Eukaryota, Viridiplantae, Streptophyta, Magnoliopsida, Fabales, Fabaceae. The record is from RefSeq and is a predicted model, not a curated record.
AGGCUGAUGUGGCAGAGGAGAGUGUGACCUGUCCGUUUAGGUUGCUGAGCUGGAGGGGAUACUAAAAGUCGAAGGACAAAUCGAUCCCUCACCCACAAAACAACGUCGUCCCCUUCCCUGAGCCCAUUUCACAUAAUGUUAUUCCCAUAACACCCAGAAGCCACGCCUGUAAUUACUGAAAACCCUACCUGAAGACAAACAGUUUCUUUCUCCCUCAAAAAAAAAAGAACGUCAUCAACUCGUUGAGAAGGUCUUGUGUGCUCAGUGGGCGUUGCGGGUGGCGAAGGAUUUGACAGGCUUCGUCUUGCAAGAAGCUGCCUUCUGCUACAGAGAUGGUUGAUAUAUAUGCCGUACUUGUUUUUUACCAUGGAGGUCAUUUUGGUAGAGGACCCAGUGGCACUCUUGAGUAUAUUGGUGGGAAGGUUGAAAAAUUUUCAGAGAUGGAUUUGGACUUUGUGAAUUUUGGAGAUUUGGUUACACUAUUCAAAGGUCUGGGCUACGCAACAUACAGGGUAGUCUAUUGGUAUGACCCAACCAGUAAUGAUCUUGAGUCUGGAUUGCACAUACUGAGAGGGGAUGCUGGAAUCAAUGAAAUGCGAGAGAACAAAUUGAGGAAUUCAAAUAUCAACGAGUUCUAUAUUUACUUCGAUCACCCUGUUGAUGAGCCACAGAUUGUGGAAGAAGAAGCUGCUGCAGAACAGGGGCCGGAAGAAUUUGAUGAGGCAGUUGAUGUGGACAGUAUCAUGCGGGAGCUUCAGUCAUCACCAUCGACAGCAGGGGAUGGGAAUGGUAGUGGGGAGGACGAGUUGUAUGAACCUACUCCGAAUGGCACUGAAACUGGUUCUGAUGAUGACUCCUCUAGCUGUGAUGAGGAGAAUGAUCUUAUGAAGAAAAGAAGCACUGUGAAAGGAAAGGAGAAAGUGAUGCCAAGAAGAAGGGUCACUGUCAAGGAAGGGCCAGGGACAGAGUCAAGUGGGAACAAGAGAGGUGCUGGGAGAAAGACUGCAGGUGUGCCUAGUGGCAAAGGUACCAUGCCAGCUGCCAAGCCCAAAGGAAGUGUUCCUCAUCACAAGCCCCAAAAAACUGGUGCUGCUGUGCAUGCUGAAGAAGAUGUUCCAUCUGUGCAGCCCAAUGACAGGCCUCCAAUAGGGCUCUAUGUGAAUGAGGAGGAAUCAGAUGAUGAUGACCCGAUUUAUGAGUAUGCAUCUGAGGACCUUCACACACCAGUAAAUCCUCAGAGGAUGAGGGAGACAAACAUGAAUUUUCAGUGUUUAAUGAAGACUAUGGAUUUGGAGAGGGGAGAUUUGAGGUGGAUACCAAGUUUGCAACCAUAGAUGGCUUCAAA